GGUCGCCGCGCGUUAGUCAGGGAGCGGUGCGGGUCCUGGUUCCAAUUGAGGUGGGGAGAGGGGCCCGGCGGGCUGUGAGGGGCCGGGAGGACUGUCCAGGCUAAGCCCCGCGCGGGGAAGUGUGGCUUGCGGUGGAAGGGGUUGGCUUCUGGGGAAGAAAUCAAACCUAACCGUUCACUUGGGGAAGGGGGCUAGUCUCCGACUCCCUGGUUCUUCCGCUCUCUGCAGUAACUUUGGGGUGUGGCAGGGGCUAGUGACCGGCGUGUACUCCGGAUCAGGGCGUGAAGGAGGUUUGUGAUCACGAUGGGGUUAUAGUCUUUAACGCGGCCACUGGGGGAAUAAAACAAAUGUUUGUAAUCCGGAUUAUCCGCGGUGGCUUGGGGCCUCCUCUACUGCCCAUCUAAGUUAAAGGCCUGUUCCCUCAAACUUCCUCCCCUCUCAUCUUCCUCUGCCGUCUCUUUGCGGGCCAAGCACAUCCGGGGACGGGGCCAGGGCCACCAGGUUCCUGGUAAGGUUGAAAGACUGAGCGUGUAGGACUGUUAAAGUGAGUCUGUGUGAAAGAAGGAAGGAUUUUGUAGAUUGCUUCCGAGGGAGUGUGGGGUGAGGCCGUGAGUCCCAGAGCCUCAGCAUGUCAGGGAAACGGAAGCGGGUGGUGUUAACUAUUAAAGAUAAGCUCGAUAUAAUAAAAAAACUUGAAGACGGAGGUUCUUCCAAACAACUGGCAGUGAUUUAUGGAAUUGGUGAGACAACAGUUCGGGAUAUAAGAAAAAAUAAGGAAAAGAUUAUAACUUACGCAAGCAGUUCUGAUUCCACAAGUCUUUUGGCCAAGAGGAAAUCUAUGAAACCAUCCAUGUAUGAGGAACUGGACAAAGCAAUGCUAGAAUGGUUCAACCAGCAAAGGGCAAAAGGGAAUCCCAUAUCUGGACCGAUUUGUGCAAAAAGGGCAGAGUUCUUCUUUUAUGCUUUGGGAAUGGAUGGUGAUUUUAACCCCUCCGCUGGUUGGUUAACUCGUUUUAAGCAGCGGCACAGCAUUAGAGAGAUUAACAUUAGAAAUGAAAGAUUAAAUGGAGAUGAGACUGCUGUGGAAGAUUUUUGUAACAACUUUCGAGACUUUAUUGAACGAGAGAAUUUACAGCCUGAGCAGAUCUACAAUGCAGAUGAAACUGGACUCUUUUGGAAAUGCCUACCAUCCAGGACUUCUGUGAUCAAAGGUAAAUGCACUGUCUCGGGGCACAAGUCAAUUGAAGAAAGAGUCACUAUCAUGUGUUGUGCCAAUGCAACAGGUUUACACAAACUGAAACUUUGUGUUGUGGGGAAAGCAAAGAAACCUCGCUCCUUCAAGUCAACUGACACCUCAAACCUGCCAGUUUCUUAUUUCAGCCAAAAAGGUGCAUGGAUGGAUCUUUCCAUUUUCCGACAGUGGUUUGAUAAGAUCUUUGUGCCACAGGUUCGAGAAUACUUAAGAUCUAAAGGCCUGCAGGAAAAGGCUGUGCUCUUGUUGGAUAAUUCACCAACACAUCCAAAUGAAAAUGUCCUCAGGUCAGAUGAUGGCCAAAUAUUUGCUAAAUAUUUACCACCUAAUGUGGCUUCAUUGAUCCAGCCCUCGGAUCAGGGAGUCAUAGCGACAAUGAAGAGAAAUUAUCGUGCGGGUCUUCUUCAGAACAACUUGGAAGAAGGUAAUGACCUGAAAUCAUUCUGGAAGAAGCUAACUCUGCUAGAUGCACUUUAUGAAAUAGCAAUGGCAUGGAAUUUAGUAAAGCCGGUUACCAUUAGCAGAGCAUGGAAGAAGAUUCUUCCUACCAUAGAGGAGAAAGAAGGCUUGGACUUUGAUGAAGAAGAUGUUUCUGUGGCUACUGUGGCCACCAUUUUACAACAUACCAAAGGACUGGAAAAUGUGACUACUGAGAACAUUGAAAAAUGGCUUGAAGUGGACAGUACUGAACCAGGCUAUGAAGUGUUAACUGACAGUGAAAUCAUCAGAAGAGCACAAGGCCAGACAGACGAAUCUAGUGAAAAUGAGGAGGAGGAAAUAGAACUGAUUCCAGAGAAACAUAUUAAUCAUGCAGCUGCUCUCCAAUGGACUGAAAAUUUAUUGGAUUAUCUAGAACAACAAGGUGAUAUGAUUCUGCCUGAUAAACUCGUGAUACGUAAACUUCGAGCCACCAUCAGAAAUAAACAGAAGAUGACAACCUCAAGUCAAUAAUAGCAUGUCAUUGUUAACCAUUGUUUUGGUAAUUGUGUUUGUAACUCUUAAUCUCUGCAGUGUGAUUUAAUUUUCUUUGCGUUCUUAAUUCUCAGUGACAGCCCUAUGAAGUGCAGAUACAAAAAUGUAUCUGAAGUGGUUCGAGGAUUAUGUUUUGCAUCAUCUCUGUGUCUUUAUUUGUGCAGAUAAUUGAAAGCUGAUUCUGUAUAGAUAUAAAUUACAUAUACACAGGUAUUCACUUUUGUAGAUCUGCAAUUACCCCUUCUAUUACAGUGGCAUUCCCUAAACUUUCUAAAAAAAAAUUACAGAUAACAGUGAACAGAUUGAGCAUUUUCCUGAAAUCUGUUGUUUGGUUUAUGAGGGCUGCCACAGUAAUCUUUUCUUGUGUUAACAUCUUAAAUGUUACGUUUGUGUAUCUGUAUACACUGACAGGAUGAGAAAUAUUUUAGAUUUCAGGGUGAUCUGCAAUAAUUAAAAGAAGUCCAAUAAUGAGGAAACUGAUCAAUGAAUUAUAAAAAUAACUUAGAAACCAUACUUUUGUUCUCUUACAUUUGUUUAUGUGGCAAGAGGGGGAGAUUUUUCUGGAAGUAAAUAUAUAGGAAGUGAUUACUAAAUUAGUAAGAAAACUAUUUGAAAGCUGAUAUAUAAAUGAGCUAUUCUGUUCUAUUCAUUUGUAGAAAACUGGGAGUUGAAAAUUUGGGGAACUUUAGGUUAUUUAUACAAGGGGAAUAAAUAGGCUUGUUUUAAUUGGGUCUUAUAUUAUGAAUUGGGUAAUUAUUUAUUCAUAAUUAUAGUACAGGUUUUGUAAUGUUAUAUGUGGUAAUACGAACUCCCACCUUAUAUGUGGGGAAGAAUCUUGGGAAUUUAAAGUUAUGUUUUUUUUACUGUGUACUUGGAAAUGUCUAUAGUUUGAAAAAGUUUAUCAUACCUUCCCCUUUGAUAUGAAAAGAAAAAGAAAUGAGAAGAAUAAAGUUAUUAUUAUUUUUAACAAGCCAUAGGUUGUGACCUGUUUUAUGAAGAAAGCAGAAAUAAUUAUGGAAAGUGCCAGAUUCUAAGGACUUUAAUUUACUCUUUUGACACUUGUAAAAAGGUAUUCUUU
Messenger RNA from Neomonachus schauinslandi (Hawaiian monk seal), 3302 nucleotides. RefSeq names its product JRK like (gene JRKL). The record is from RefSeq and is a predicted model, not a curated record. Gene Ontology annotation, cellular component: nucleus. NCBI's taxonomy places the organism in Eukaryota, Metazoa, Chordata, Mammalia, Carnivora, Phocidae. Gene Ontology annotation, molecular function: DNA binding. Bases 629 to 2203 code for a protein of 524 amino acids. The transcript has a single exon.